CUUCCUUCUGCCCUAUCUGAAAUAAAUUCUCAGAACAUGACCAUAAGAAAACAAAACAAACCGCUCAAAUAGCAAUCAACAGGCCUUUACUGCCCAUCAAGUAUCGAAAUACCUUGUCGCAUUGUCUCGAAUACCUUCAUCAUCACACUGCGAUCAACAAUCCUUGACACUAUCAAGUUCUUUAAAGCGAUUUUGCGCACUCAAUACACGCGGUCAAUCAACAAUCAAUUUGAAGCUUGUCCGUCCCAACCGGCUAUCAACAAUACCCAGAAAAAAAAAUCAAAACCGCGACCUCAUCUGAUUGUAUUUGGGGAAGGAUUACAAAGAGAAGCUUCCCAUAACCUUUUGAUAGCUUCUUGUUUCUUUUCUGCAUAUUACCCUUUCUUCAACAAACCCAUAGCUUGUUCGUAGAGCCAGUGAUCGCGUGAAAUCAAUUCAUCAACGCGUACUUUGAAAUUCAGCUCCAGGGCGUAUAUUCAUCCCUUGUAAUCAUCGAAUUCGCGUCCUCAAGAAAAUUUGAACCUUUGUAUCGUUGAUAAUAUCCUUUAUUAUGGCUGACGUUAGGAAGUCGUCGCGAGCGACAAAAGGACAACACCCGAAAGCUCAUGAGCUUGAUCAACCUAUCGAAACGAAAAAGAAAGGAAAGAAAGGUGGAAAAAAGACAGCUAUUCAAGAAGAGGAAGUUGAGGUUAUACGUUGUGUUUGUGGAGUUACUUCGACCACGGAUGAUGAUGAAGCUGCUUGGAUCGCUUGCGACAUUUGCGCCGUCUGGCAACAUAAUGUUUGCGUAGGUGUAAGUCCAUAUGAGGAAGACACACCAGACAAAUACACUUGCGAGCAAUGUGCGCCAGAAGCCCACAAAGAACUCUUGGAUGGAAUUGCUAGAGGUGAACAACCUUGGAUCGCAAGGCAAGAGAAGCACGAAGAGGAAAAGGCAGAGCAAGAGAGACAAGAUGCUGAGGAGGCGGCAAGGAAGAAGGGCAAGAAAGGCAAGAAGAGAACAAGCGACCAGAAGCGCGAUGUAACUCCUGCGAAUGGAAAGAUACAGUCCCCCUCAGUUCCAGCCAAGAAGGAAACGCAGAAGGAUUCGCCCGCAAAGGUAUCCAGUCAAAAGCGCAAGACAAGAGAUGAAUCCCAAGAUAAAGAAGCUAUUAAAGAAUCUUCGACUAAAGUCCGCAAGACGUUGUCUCGUCCUACACCUAGAGCUUCUCCGCCAUCAGACUUACCUAGCAAAAUUUCUGAACUUGAAGCAGAGCAACAAGGCCAGGUCACUUUGAUUAAGAAGGGUUUACUUCAAGCCAUUCCACAUGCUAUUGAAGAGCGUUAUUAUACCUUACGACCCGACGAUACCAUUGAUGCAAAGGCCGAACGACUUGCCAUUCAAAUCGAAGCAGCUGUUCGUAGUACACACCCAAACAAGUCAGCCUCCAUCAAACAGAUCCGCUCGAUAUUUCUCAAUUUAAAACAAAAUCAAGAAUUAUGUAAUGGUUUGUUGUCGCAAUCAUUAUCACCUCAGGCCUUGGCGGUUAUGACAACAGAUGAUAUGGCAAGUAAAGAGUUGAAACGUGAAACAGCACUCAUGAAAGCAAGAGCCGAUAAGCAAUCUAUAAUGAUCACAGAUGAUGGUCCACGGAUUCGAAGAACUCACAAAGGUGAGGAAAUUAUCGAAGAAGACACCAAUCCUAAUGAAUAUCCUGAUAUUCCAAUGUCUGCAGCACAUCGACGAGAAAUGUUGGAUCCGAAUGCUGGUAUGGGUGAUAGGUCUAGGUCUCACUCACCCGAAAACGAGGUUGAAGUACCAGAAAUUCCUGAAGACUAUCCAUCACAUGAUAGAGUCCGCACUAUGUCUACCCCAAAAACACCUUUAAAUAUCGAUACCAAGCAACCUGCUUUGAGGAAGGGCUCAACGCAAAGUUCCGCAACAGGAAAUUUUGACAUCAACAAAGUCUUUUCGAGUGUUCAAUCGCCUCAUCCUUCCACCAAUAAACAACGUAAUGCCGAUCAUUACAGAAGGGCAUCGAACGCACCGCCUCUGAAUGGACCUGGAGAUGAUUCUGAUGUUGACAAAAUGCUUCAAGAUGAUAAUGAAUCCCCGCCGUACUCUCCAGUUGAAGACCCUUCAGAUCCAGACAUCGUUUGGAAAGGUACAAUGAGCAUGGAUUCGGUAGCAAAAUUUUCAGCAUAUGCUAAACAAGUUGCUGGUCCAGAUUUGAGUCGCAAUCGUAUGCAAACUCCAUGGUCUGAACUUCUUCAUAAAGAUUUAAAGGUUCAUGGUAGAAUCGAUGCAGACAAAGCCAAUGAAUAUUUAUGUGGUCUUCGAUAUAGUCCACCAUCUGAUGUAAUUGUCAUCAACAUAACACCAACGUCUGGAUCAUCGGAUUUUCUUGACUUGUAUAAUUACUUUCAUGACAAGAAACGUUAUGGAGUACUUACUAACAAGGGUCCGGGAAAUGUACGAGAUACAUAUUUAGUUCCAGUCCCUCCUGGACCCGGCAAUAUCCCAGACUUUGUUGUCAAUCUUGCAGAACACAAUCUACCAGAAGAUAGACCAGAGCCUUCAAUACUAGUAACCUUGGUUGUACGUAAUGGAUGGGAACAACCUUCACGGAUCCAAUCAUUUGAUGGUUCAACUGAUCCCCACAGCCCUCUUACUGCGGGUGGUAUUGCUCAACGCCAAAUGUCAAUCAGUCCUUCGGGUCCAGGUAUGUCUCCUAGUCCUGUUACUCCUCAAGGUUCUUUCCAGCCAUCUUUUGUUGGAAAACCUGAGGAAAGACAUCAACAACAGAACUUAGAAGAGCAAAGACGAAUUGCUCAAGCGGAAGGUGAAGCUAUUGCGUUGAGAAUACUAGGUGACUAUGCAAGGGCUCCGACAGUUGGUUUCUUAAUGCCACAGGCUUAUCAAAUGAGGGACUUGGAAUGGCAGGCUAUUAGAAGUAUUUUGGAAAGAGACGAGAAGGCGCAGAAUGACUUGAAACAUCUAAGUGAGGUUCUGGCAAGGACGGGUCCAGCGUGAUUAUAUUACGAUGAGGAGGACAUGGAAACUGAUGUACUGGAUCGAAAUUUGGUCAAUAGAAAGGAGGCAGUCAGGUCGUGGGGUGGAUGGGUUUAAUUGGCGUUCUUGGCGAAAUAAAAUGAGGAAUCAUGGGAGUUUUCCAUCGCCAUCUUCUUUUACAUGUAUAUUUUUCUUUGCAUUCAUUCUCUUUCUCUUUCAAUUCUUGGCUAAAAAGUACAACUACGUAUGGUAGAUUGGAAUGCAAUGAUGAGAUUUUUUUUUCAGAGCAUGCUAUAUACACUCACUUCGUUCGUAUUGUGGUUUGAUUCGGCGGAUAGUCGUGCAUGCAGAUGAUAUUGUCUUGAUGCCGAAUUGAUAUGGUUUAAUCUCGUUUCCCCUUUCUUUCUCUGUGUUCAUGCAUGGAUCGAGGAGAUGGAAUGAGAUUGUAUCGUUGGGGAUAACUAUUGAGCGCCCUCUUUCGAAUAAAUAAAAUUACCAUAUGUUGAACGUCUUAACUUUCAGUCGGAUGAGUUGACCUAUCAGC
Messenger RNA from Botrytis sinoallii, 3536 nucleotides. RefSeq lists its product as uncharacterized. The transcript is spliced from 3 exons. Gene Ontology annotation, molecular function: RNA polymerase II transcription regulatory region sequence-specific DNA binding. Gene Ontology annotation, biological process: regulation of mRNA 3'-end processing; transcription elongation by RNA polymerase I; DNA-templated transcription. Lineage: Eukaryota; Fungi; Ascomycota; Leotiomycetes; Helotiales; Sclerotiniaceae. The record is from RefSeq and is a predicted model, not a curated record. Gene Ontology annotation, cellular component: nucleus. Bases 551 to 3013 code for a protein of 820 amino acids.